AGUGCUUGCAUGCGGUGUCAUUGAAGCAUGAUUGAUUUUCCGGAAAGGUAACAUUUUCGUUUCUUAUUUUGACCUAAAUAUCCGCGCUCGAAACGGCAAAAAUUGCAAGACAACAAGCAGCCCGAGGCUCAUCACCGCCGUAGUUUUGGUGUAGGAGAAACGUCCGACGUAUUUCUGGAAGAUUCUGUGGGAAAAUAUGCCGGUGGGCUAGCUCUCUGACCGGACAAAACCGACCCAACGAUGGCCGACACAACAACGCCCUCAGCUCCGGACAAAGACGAUAAGUUGGUGAGCAAGCCAUCCAUCAAGAAAAAGACCAAACCAGCACCAUUAGAUAUGACAACAACAGAAGGCAAGGAGGUUGUCGGGGGCGACCAAACGAAACCGCCGGUCACGCCGAAAUACACGAGAGAACACAAGAUCGGCCACCGCAGGAUAAAUGAAGACACAGGAGAAACAACCUACAAAAAGACAACGUCAUCGGCUUUGAUGACAGCAAUCCAGCUGGGAAUCUCACAUUCCAUAGGAGGCCUGAGUUCCAAACCAGAGAGAGACCUUCUUAUCCAGGACUUCUCAGUAGUGGAGAGUGUCUUCUUUCCUGGUGAGGGCAGUAACCUGACCCCGGCCCACCGCUGUCCAGACUUCAGAUUUAAGACGUACGCUCCCAUGGCAUUCCGCUUCUUCAGACAACUCUUCGGCAUCCAACCAGACGACUUCUUAAUCUCUCUGUGCAGUGAGCCCCUGAGGGAACUCUCCAACCCAGGUGCCAGUGGGUCCCUCUUCUAUCUGACUGCAGAUGACGAGUUCAUUGUUAAAACUGUGCAACACAAAGAGGCAGACUUCUUACAAAAACUACUCCCUGGAUAUUAUAUGAACCUAAACCAGAACCCGAGAACUCUGCUGCCCAAGUUUUUUGGCCUGUACUGUUACCAGUCUGGAGGGAAGAACAUUCGUCUUGUAGUUAUGAACAACCUGCUACCCUCCACCAUUAGAAUGCACCUCAGAUAUGACUUGAAGGGCUCCACCUACAAAAGAAAGGCUUCUAAAGCAGAGAGACAGAAGCCUAACCCAUGUUUUAAGGAUCUGGACUUUAUGGAAGACCAUACAGAGGGAAUUCUGCUGGACUCAGACAACUACACUGCAAUGAUGAAGACUAUAGCUAGAGAUUGUAGGGUUUUAGAGAGCUUCAAAAUCAUGGACUACAGCUUAUUGCUGGGCAUCCACAACCUGGACCAAGCAGAGAGAGAAAAAGCUUCUGGAUUGGAAGGUGCGGAGGCGGCCGACCCUUACUUGUUCGCCACUCCUAUCCCGCAGCAGGCUACCCCAUUGGUUGGUUCCGCAGCGUCGCCCAGUGGUGAGUCGGAAGGAGCCUCCGUGUCAGAGGACAGAGGUCAGGAGUCAGAAAACACAGGUGCAAUAUCAUCAAACCAAAUUGCUGAGCAGAAUAGGGGCUUGCAAGACGCACAAAAUGGGGACUGGAGAUAUUACGAUUCUUCUGAUGGGGAAUCAUGGGGCGAUUCAACUGAUGAUGAAGGGAGGGGGAAGAUGGAUCGCCAGAAGUCCCUGUACAGACAUAAACUUACCCACACUGCAAUGGAGUCCAUCCAGGGCGAGUACAAGGCACCGCCAGUAGAACCUGCCGACUAUCAUCACCUGACAGAAAACACUACGCAGUUAGAGGUCUUCUGGAGUUUGCAAGAUGACAGCAUAUGGGGAGGUAUUCCUGCCAAGAAUGUGAAAGGAGACAGGCUACUACUUUUCUUGGGUAUCAUAGACAUUCUGCAGUGUUACAAGUUGAAAAAGAAGCUGGAACACAGGUUCAAAGCGUUUGUCCACGAUGGUGACACAGUAUCCGUCUGCAGGCCAGCCUUCUACGCCUCGCGAUUCCAGAACUUUUUCUGUCAGACUGUUUUUAGAAAAAUUCAGUCUGCACCUCGGGGAAGUUUAGCGACCCAAACCGUAAUCUUUCCUCCCCCUACAGCGCUGAAGCAUUCCCCGUCCAAGAAGAAGGGCGCGGUCGGGCCAGCAGGCAUUCUGGGAAGGCCGCGGUCGGCGACAGGUACCUCCGUGGAUAGGGACGACGAUUUCUCGGCUGGAGCCACGAGUUUACCAGCACUGGAGGAGGUCAAAAGCAGACCAGACAUCGUUCCCAGCACACCGCCCUCCUUUGACGAUGUUGCGUCCACACCAACAUCUAUAGAAACCCCGUCAACCAUGUCACCAGCACUCUCAGAGGCCUCUCCAAGAAAACAUACGUCGUCCACCUCCACACUUCCCAUUAGAACAGUAGAAGUGGAGAUCACCUCCGAGGGGUCGGAAGCAGCGGCUAAGUCUGAAUCAACCGCCUCUGCCUCCAGAAGAGAUAGACAAAAUUUGAGUGUUUCGUCAGAACCGUCAUCAUCGCUUCACCCGAGCACGUUGUCGAGCGAAUCGACGCUGGCAGACGUAGACACUGACGACAUCACCAUAACAGAGAUAAAAGCCAACAAGAGGGACCCGUCAGUUGAGCUUACACCUGAUGUGCUUUAUUUCUUACGCCAUGGUUCUGAGGUUCUUUUCUUUCCUUUCAUCUUUCCUUCAUUUCUUCUGCUCAUCCUUUUGCUUGCAUCAACUGUUGUUGCUUUCUUGUUGCUUUAAAGACAUAAGUCUCAACUUUCCUAAAUUGUGUAUUUGACAACAUAUUACAACAUUGCUUAGACGCUAAGUUCUACACACUGUGCCAAUAUUUGCUUUUGGGUGAAGGAUUUUGCUCAAGUGAUACUAGUGCUGGAUGAACAAGGAAAAGUUGUGGGAUUGAAUCAUUGAAAUUUUAUUUCAAAUGUUAACUUUCAAAUGCAUCCUACUUGAUUCUUCUGUCUGUUGAUUGGCCAAUUUGAAUUAUAACUGUUAAGUGCCAACCAAUGACUACUGGGGAAUGUUUUGAAAAUAAGCAAAGAAGAUAGACAUGGAUUUACAUCUGUUAGUGUGUUGGCCUGUUUCCCCUACAUUGUAUAUUCUUUCUUGAAAUCCAGAACCUUCUUUAUAACUGUUUCUUGUAACUAACAUCUUGGCUUGUGCUUUGCAUGCUGCUUGGCUUGCUUAUUAUCAUCAUAUCCCUAAUGUCCAUGUAUGCAUGUUUGCAACCUUUGUUUUAUGAUUUCUAAUUGAAUGCUGGUCACAUGAUUUCUAGCCAAUCACUUGGCAACACUAGUGAUCAUGUGAUCUACAUCAGCCAAUCAAAAGGGCAAAAUGUAGACCCAAUCUGAUCUUGUUGCAUGUUUCUCAUAUUACAGCAUAAUCUUGAUCAUGUCAAUCAUCUUCAAAGAUAAUUAAUUUUUGUUUCAUUUCUUCCUUCUCUUUGUCCCAUCUUCUUCCCUCCUUGCUUCUCUCACUCCCUCCUUUCAGACCUACUUGUAACGGAUUGAAGAAAUGGGAAAAUGGCUUCGACGUCCAUGUAAGCAAUGUGUAACUUCCUCACCAUGUACAGUUGUAUAACACUUCAACACUUAAUACCAAUAGACCGAUCUCAUAGCUCUGCCCACCUCCUCCAAAACAUACAUGUAAGAAAGCACAAAAAUGCAAAUAUGUGACAGACAUGCAGCAGCCAUGCUCUCAUUGGUCGAAUCCCUAACUGCAAUGCUGUCAUUGGUCGAGCUGCUAAUUGUGAUGGACAGUAAGGAUCGGUCUAUUGGUUGUGGCUUAGCAAUAUUAACUAUGUUGUAACUAGGACGUCUCUGAAUGCGAUUUAAUAACUUUGCUAUUGUAAAACUUCCACCUUCUAUUUUUAAGGUCCCAUAUUGGGACACCAUGUGAGAUAUGCAAAAAAGGCAUCAAUGCUCAAGUACUAGCAUAGAACUAUCUACGUUGCUCGUACACAUGU
This is a messenger RNA of Branchiostoma belcheri (Belcher's lancelet), 3859 nucleotides long. RefSeq names its product phosphatidylinositol 4-phosphate 5-kinase type-1 alpha-like. The transcript has 20 exons. Bases 241 to 2637 code for a protein of 798 amino acids. NCBI's taxonomy places the organism in Eukaryota, Metazoa, Chordata, Leptocardii, Amphioxiformes, Branchiostomatidae. The record is from RefSeq and is a predicted model, not a curated record. Gene Ontology annotation, biological process: phosphatidylinositol metabolic process. Gene Ontology annotation, molecular function: phosphatidylinositol kinase activity.